This is a messenger RNA of Schistocerca piceifrons (Central American locust), 954 nucleotides long. RefSeq lists its product as uncharacterized. The record is from RefSeq and is a predicted model, not a curated record. The transcript has 2 exons. Bases 1 to 954 code for a protein of 317 amino acids. NCBI's taxonomy places the organism in Eukaryota, Metazoa, Arthropoda, Insecta, Orthoptera, Acrididae.
AUGCCCUCUCAAGUUCAGCUGUCCUCUCACGUUGAGCUGUCCUCUCAAGUUGAGCUGUCUUCUCAAGUUGAACUGUCCUCUCAAGUUGAGCUGUCCUCUCAACUUGAGCUGUCCUCUCAAGUUGAGCUGACCUCUCAAGUUGUGCUGUCCUCUCUAAUUGAGCUGUCCUCUCAACUUGAGCUGUCCUCUGAAGUUGAGCUGUCCUCUGAAGUUGAGCUGUCCUCUGAAGUUGAGAUGUCCUCUCAAGUUAAGCUGUCCUCUCAAGUUGAGCUGUCCUCUCAAGUUGAGCUGUCCUCUCAAGUUGAGCUGUCCUCUCAAGUUGAGCUGUCCUCUCAAGUUGAGCUGUCCUCGCAAUCUGUGCUGUCCCCGCAAGGUGUGCUGUCCUUGCAAGCUGUGCUGUCCUCGCAAGCUGUGCUGUCCUCGCAAGCUGUGCUGUCAUCGCAAGCUGUGCUGUCCUUGCAAGCUGUGCUGUCCUCGCAAGCUGUGCUGUCCUCGCAAGCCAUGCUGUCCUUGCAAGCUUUGCUGUCGGUGCAAGCUUUGCUGUUGGCGCAAGCUGUGCUAUCCGCCCAAGUCGAGCUGUCCUCUCAAGUUGAGCUGUCCUCUCAAGUUGAGCUGUCCUCUCAAGUUGAGCUGUCCUCUAAAGUUGAGCUGUCCUCUCAAGUUGAGCUGUCUUCUCUAGUUGAUCUGUCCUCUCUAGUUGAGCUGUCCUCUCUAGUUGAGCUGUCUUCCCUAGUUGAGUUGUCCUCUCUAGUUGAGCUGUCCUCUCUAGUUGAGCUGUCCUCUCUAGUUGAGCUGUUCUAUCACGUUGAGCUGUCCUCACAAGUUGAGCUGUCCUCGCAAGCAGUGCUGUCCUCGCAAGCUGUGCUGUCCUCGCAAACUGUGCUGUCCUCGCAAGCUGUGCUGUCCCUGCAAGCUGUGCUGUCCCCGCAAGCUGUUCUGUCCCCUCAAGCUUAG